AUGGCGGAUAGUGGAAGUAAAAUAGGAGAGGAUGAUAAAGUUCCCGGUCGUGUGAAGGGAAACUUGUGUCAACCAUGUUUAAGUAAGGAUAAGCAAAAUGUAGCUGACAAGUUUUGUUCAACUUGUAAUGAAUUUCAAUGUAAUGAUUGUUCAAAUGUACACAACGUGCUCGCCAUCUUAAAAAACCAUAAACUGGUGGGCGUGAAAGAAGCUAAUGCUUCAACUACUUUGUUUGAAAUGGAGAACUUAGAUUUAUGUGAUCAACAUCAAAAACUUUUUGAAUUCUUCUGUGAAGAUGAAAAGAAGCUUUGCUGCAGUACUUGUGCUAUUGUAAAUCACCGAAAAUGUCACAGCGUUGUAGAAAUUGAGAAGAUUGCCGGAAAAAUACAUCACCAAUUUCUACCCUUAGGGGAGAAAUUAAAGGAAGCUAAAGAAAGCUGCUUGAGAGCGUUGCGAGACAUAUUUUGCUCUUCAAAAGAUCAACUUGCUGAAGAUAUAAAAGAAAAUACAUGUAAAGAUUAG
Ruditapes philippinarum (Manila clam) is the source of this 522-nucleotide messenger RNA. Its product is annotated as E3 ubiquitin-protein ligase TRIM31-like. The transcript has a single exon. Lineage: Eukaryota; Metazoa; Mollusca; Bivalvia; Venerida; Veneridae. Gene Ontology annotation, molecular function: zinc ion binding. The coding region runs from base 1 to 522 and encodes 173 amino acids. The record is from RefSeq and is a predicted model, not a curated record.